Molecule: messenger RNA, 1107 nt
Organism: Saprolegnia diclina VS20
Lineage: Eukaryota; Oomycota; Saprolegniomycetes; Saprolegniales; Saprolegniaceae
Exons: 2
Coding region: 1-1107 (368 amino acids)
Source: RefSeq, a predicted model, not a curated record
AUGUCGCCUACGCCCAAGCCUGCGCCCAAGAACCAUCGGUGCGUCGGUGGCUGUGGGAAACGGAAGAAUGCGAACGAGUUGCUGAAGGGUGUGUGCAAGACAUGCCGAAGCAAGGCCAACAUGGCGGCAAAAGCUCGAGCUCCAGAGCUCGUCGCACCGCCGCAGCCCGAGCGUCCGCCACCCGUGCGCUACUGCUUGGGUCUGCCGUCCGAUGCUGCGGUGCUUCUCGCGGGCCACGAGCGCUACGGCAUGCUACCGAGCGAGGGCACACCGCUCAUCCAGCACAUUGUAUUUCGCUGCUGCUUCCGCAUUGUGCGGCAAUGGCUCGAAGAUGGGCUCCGUGGCAAGGAAGAGCAACGGGCACUACAACCCGACCAAGACAACGACACGGCGAUGCGCGAGGUCCACGGAUUUGUCGGCUACGCACUCGCCAACCAUAUCCGCCGCUGCAAAAAUCGCAUCAAUCGCAUUCCGGACGCCAAGAGGGCCAGCUCUGCCAGCGCCCAGCGCACGACCCGCACGAUGAAGGCGCUCAUGAUGAUCCGCGUGCUCGCCGACGAGAUCGACGGCGACGUCGUCUCAUUCACGUCGGAAGCUCUGAUGAUGCUCAACAAAGGUGGUAUGGCAUUCGUCCACCGCGACUUUUUGCCGUGGGCCCAGCGUCUCAUGCUUGUGGUGCGGUCGACCUUCUCGCUCUCGCGCGGGAACGAGUCGCUGGCUGCAACGGCCUCGUCGGUAACAAGCGACGACGUCCUACCGCGCCUGUUCGACGAAGCGUGGACCAAGGCGUUUGAUCUCAACGAGAGCCUCCUCCACGACACGAAGCUGCGUGACAAAUUGCACAAGGCUCUGCAGCUCUCAGCCAUGCAUGCGCGCAUUGGUGUUGUCGUUCACCGAUUUUCGGCCCAGUACCUCGGCCGCCACGUUGACAAGUCGGGCACCCUCGCGCUGCGCCAGAAGCUCAAGGCGGAGACGGGCAAGGCACCACAGGCAUCGCAAGGCAAGCGCAAGGCGCAGGCACUAGUAGCGGUAUCGGCACCGGCCAAGAGUUACCAGAUGAAGAUGGCAAAGACGAUGGACCCUACCGCCAAGCUCAACGCCAAGUAG